CUGAGACAGACAGUGAUACUGUGACCAUUCCUGGGGCAUGCGUGUGCAGCCUAUCAGCAUACACCCUGGGAGGAGGACCGAAUCCUAGGCCAUGGAUUUUCCCCAGCACAGCCAACACGUCUUGGAGCAGCUGAACCAGCAGCGGCAACUGGGACUUUUGUGCGACUGCACUUUUGUGGUGGACGGUGUUGACUUUAAGGCUCAUAAAGCAGUGCUGGCGGCCUGCAGCGAAUACUUCAAGAUGCUCUUCGUGGACCAGAAGGAUGUGGUGCACCUGGACAUCAGUAACGCGGCAGGCCUGGGGCAGGUGCUGGAGUUUAUGUACACAGCCAAGCUGAGCCUGAGCUCUGAGAAUGUGGACGAUGUGCUGGCUGUGGCCAGCUUCCUGCAGAUGCAGGACAUCAUCACGGCCUGUCACGCCCUCAAGUCCCUGGCUGAGCCGGCUGCCAGCCCUGGGGAGAAUAUGGAGGCCUCAGCUGCGGAAGUGGGGGACAAGAGAGCCAAAGAGGAGAAGGCUGCUGCCACUGCGCUGAGCGAGCUGGACCCGGCUAGGAGCAGUCCGCCUGCGGGCCCAGGCCGGGAGCCCAAGGAGGAGCGUGGCGGCCAGGCCGAGAGCACGGGCAGUGGUGCAGAGCAGACGGAGAAGGCAGAUGCUCCCCGGGAGCCUGUGGAGCUCAAGCCGGACCCCACAAGUGGCAUGGCUGCUGCUGAGGCUGAGGCUGCCUUGUCAGAGAGCUCAGAGCAAGAAAUGGAGGUGGAGCCAGCCAGGAAGGGAGAAGAGCGAGAGGAGGAGGAGGGCGCCGCGCCCGCGGUGGUCAAGGAAGAGGGGCUGCCACUGGAGAAGGGUGAGGCCCCGGAGGAGAGUGAGGAGUCGGCCAGCACGGACUCAGGCCAGGAGCUUGGCGCUGAGGCGCGAGGCCUGCGCUCAGGCACCUACGGCGACCGCACGGAGUCCAAGGCCUACGGCUCAGUCAUCCACAAGUGCGAGGACUGUGGGAAGGAGUUCACGCACACCGGGAACUUCAAGCGGCACAUCCGCAUCCACACGGGCGAGAAGCCGUUCUCGUGCCGGGAGUGCAGCAAAGCCUUCUCUGACCCGGCCGCCUGCAAGGCCCACGAGAAGACACACAGCCCGCUGAAGCCCUAUGGCUGCGAAGAGUGCGGCAAGAGCUACCGGCUCAUCAGCCUGCUGAACCUGCACAAGAAGCGGCACUCGGGCGAGGCGCGCUACCGCUGCGAGGACUGUGGCAAGCUCUUCACCACGUCGGGCAACCUCAAGCGGCACCAGCUGGUGCAUAGCGGCGAGAAGCCCUACCAGUGCGACUACUGCGGCCGUUCCUUCUCCGACCCCACGUCAAAGAUGCGCCACCUGGAGACGCACGACACCGACAAGGAGCACAAGUGCCCGCACUGCGACAAGAAGUUCAACCAGGUGGGGAAUCUGAAGGCCCACCUGAAGAUCCACAUCGCCGACGGGCCCCUCAAGUGCCGGGAGUGUGGAAAGCAGUUCACCACCUCAGGGAACCUGAAGCGGCACCUGCGGAUCCACAGCGGGGAGAAACCCUACGUGUGCGUUCACUGCCAGCGGCAGUUUGCUGACCCCGGCGCCCUGCAGCGGCACGUUCGCAUUCACACGGGUGAGAAGCCAUGCCAGUGCGUUAUGUGCGGCAAAGCCUUCACCCAGGCCAGCUCUCUCAUCGCCCAUGUGCGCCAGCACACUGGGGAGAAGCCCUACGUCUGUGAGCGCUGUGGCAAGAGAUUCGUCCAGUCCAGCCAGUUGGCCAAUCAUAUCCGCCACCAUGAUAAUAUUCGCCCCCACAAGUGUAGCGUGUGUAGUAAGGCCUUCGUGAACGUGGGGGACCUGUCUAAGCACAUCAUUAUCCACACUGGAGAGAAGCCCUACCUGUGUGACAAGUGUGGUCGUGGCUUCAAUCGGGUGGACAACCUUCGCUCCCAUGUGAAGACUGUGCACCAGGGCAAGGCCGGCAUCAAAAUCCUGGAGCCAGAGGAGGGCGGUGAGGUUAGUGUGGUCACUGUCGAUGACAUGGUCACGCUGGCCACCGAGGCACUGGCAGCAACAGCUGUCACGCAGCUCACAGUGGUGCCAGUAGGGGCCGCAGUUACUGCCGAUGAGACUGAAGUCCUUAAAGCCGAGAUCAGCAAAGCUGUGAAGCAAGUGCAGGAAGAAGAUCCCAACACCCACAUCCUCUAUGCCUGUGAUUCCUGUGGGGAUAAGUUCCUGGACGCCAAUAGCUUGGCCCAGCACGUGCGGAUCCAUACGGCCCAGGCACUGGUCAUGUUCCAGACGGAUGCGGACUUCUACCAGCAGUAUGGGCCGGGUAGCACGUGGCCGGCCGGGCAGGUGCUGCAGGCCGGGGAGCUGGUUUUCCGCCCUCGGGACGGGGCCGAUGGGCAGCCUGCUCUGGCAGAGACAGCCCCCACCGCCCCUGAAUGUCCACCGCCUGCCGAGUGAGCAGGCACCCCUCCUCCUAUUUAAGGAUGGAUGGCACCCUAGAACUGAGAAGGGUGACCCCAUUCCCUAGAGAGAAUAAAUUUGAUUAUUUUCUAAUGCUGCCUGUAGCUCCCUGUGGGGGUGGGGCGGGGAGCUGGCAGCUCUAGCUGAUGCCACAGAAGGGCUGCUCCACCCAGCCACCAGCCAGCUGAGCCUACUUCUUGGGAAGGCCAGGCUGUCCCUUUGCAGGGAGCCCCGAGACCUGUCUAGAAGGAGGCUGACUCCUUCGCCUGAGUGUGGGCAGCACACCAGAGAAACUGCGGCUCCAUGAGCCCCAUCCCCUCAUCUGGUCUCCUCUUUGGAGGCCGCUCACCUGCUCAGCCUGAGGAUUGGACCUUCCCUCUCUGCCGUGGAAUACAGCUGUGACCCUGCUGCCCUCUGCUCAGGUGUUGGGAGCUGGGCCCAAAGGGCUUGGCCACACUGCUUACCAGGAUCCAGGAUCCAACCAUGCAGGGCCCAGCUUGAGGGCUCAUUCAGCCACAGCAGCAAGGUAGGCAGAGCACCAGACCAAGCAGGCCACAGGCCUGGUUCUCUUGGGCUUAAGGAAGCCAGAGAGCAGCACACUUGCUUCAUGGUAACUCUGGCUGCAAGAUCAAGGCCAGGCCAGCGUCAUCUUCUGGAAACAGUUUACUUGCUCUGAAUCAGUGGAAUCUCUAAGGUGAGGGGCUGGAGAGACAGGAAUGAGCGGCCAGGAGCUCUGAUGGGGGGGUGGGGGUGGGGUGGGCGGUGCAGCAGUGGGGAUGGAGAAGCAGGGGGUCAUGAGAUGCCAUCUGCCGCUUUUCCAUAUGGCUCGUCCCUAACAGCUUUAAUUCCUCACUCAGAGAUGGCACCAUUCGGCACUGGAAGUAUAGGUCUGUUUGGAGUGUAGGGAUACUGCAAGUGAGACCAGUCUUUGUGUUCCAUCCCUCCUUGCCCAACUCACCUUGUGGUGGGUCCAGCUGUUCGGAGGCAGCUGCUGCAGGGCCAGCCUGCGCCUUAUCCAGAGAAGGAAGGGACAAGAGGCAAGACCCCAAAGCUUUCUUAAUGUUUUUGAGUUUGACUGGGCAGUGGCUCUAUUCUUUAUUAAAUUUGAAGUGCCUUCAACAUUACCCAGAAACCAGUUGGGACCCUGAAGUGUCACCACCACAGCCGUGAAAAGGUGGCUCAAGUCGUAGUCUGAUGAGAAUUUUUUUGUACAAGGUAAAAUGAUCCUUGGGGAGGAUUAGUGGCAGAAAGGAGAUGGGUUCCAUAUACAGACUUAGUAGGGGAUUGAAAACAAACGGGGUGAGGGCUUACUGUUCCUAGAGGCCAAGGACCCCUGGUCCUCCCAUCCAAGUGAAAAUCACAUCCACACUUGACAUGUUUUGUAUUUUUUAAUAAAGUUUGUAAUCCAAUGGA
Messenger RNA from Odocoileus virginianus texanus, 3889 nucleotides. NCBI's taxonomy places the organism in Eukaryota, Metazoa, Chordata, Mammalia, Artiodactyla, Cervidae. The record is from RefSeq and is a predicted model, not a curated record.